Messenger RNA from Oppiella nova, 355 nucleotides. The record is from the annotation of a GenBank genome assembly. NCBI's taxonomy places the organism in Eukaryota, Metazoa, Arthropoda, Arachnida, Sarcoptiformes, Oppiidae.
AUGACAUUUCAGGAUCAGAAAGAGUUUCUGGAGAUAAAUAAUACGAAAGGGACGGCAUAUUUCAAUUCACUAGUCAUUCCUGUAUUGGCGACCAUUGGAAAGCAAAUAAUGGAUAUCUGGAAACCACUUUUGUUGAUCGGAGAAAGUUUAGUACAUAUCCUACAAAACGACUUAACGGCACAAAUGGUGGACAGGGAUGUCAUGAAUGUGGACACAAUCGACGACUUAUUUGAUGACAGACUUGAAUUUUCAACGCCUAUUCGAGGCAUCGAUUUCCCAACACUGGGAUAAUUUAUUAGCCGACUAUUACUAUCAGGUUUAUCGCGAAAUUAUCGAUGGGAGUGGUAUUCUAGGG